UAUUAUUUGCAAGAAAAACAAACAAAAAUAAAACAAACUGCAAAACGGAUUUUCCAUCAUAUUCUUUAAUCAUUCUCGUUUGUUUCUCUGCAAAGAUUCUGUUCUUCGCUUCUUCCGAAGCUCCACUCCCGUCCUUCCUUCCGAUCCCACUAAGGUUCCUGGAAUAGUAGUUACACGAUGAAAAUGCCUCUAGAGCUAUAUCAGGAAGAUAACGUAAACAGGGAUGUCCAGUCUUACGAGUCUGUUACCUAUGAUGGUGUGGAGUACUGUCUCCAUGAUUGUGUAAUCUUUUAUCAAGCUGGAGAAGCUGAAACCUAUAUAGGUAAAAUUGUUAAGAUUAUUGACACAACUGACUGCGGGAAACAAUUGGAGGUUGUAUGGUUCUUUCGGCCAUCAGAAAUCCGAAAUUAUCUCGGAGAUUAUGAGCCUCAGUGGAAUGAGAUAUUCCUAGCUUCUUGUGAGGGUGAAGGCCUCUCAAACACCAACUUUCUGGAAGCAGCUCAGGGGAAAUGCUCUGUUGUAUGCAUUUCAAAGGACCAAAGAAAUCCUCUUCCAUCAAAAGCUGAACUGAGAUCUGCUGAUUACAUAUUUUCUUGUACAUUUGAUGUUGGAAAAUUAACAAUUUCCAGAAAAUUCCCUAAUGAAAUUCAUGGGUUCAGAGUGGAGAACUUUUUCAACAAAAGGAAGGAUAGAGAUCUCACUCUCUCUCCUAUUCGCAAACCAAGCUUGAAUUAUCCAACUGGAAUGUUAGAUAGAGAAGUUGAUGCUGUAACAGAUGAUCAGAAAUAUGAUGAUAAGCAUACGGUGAAAGAAGAGUGGGUUCGUCCAACUUCUCCAAUCAAAGUGAGAUGUUUAGGAAAUGAGAAUGUCGCAUUGAAGUUCAAAUCAAUCUCAGAUGAUAAAGUACAGGAAAGAAUCUCGUCUGGAAAACCAAAGGAAAAGGAUAAAGAGAAAUUCUCAUCGCACUUUUCAGCUUCAAGUCCUGUCAAACAGAAGUCAAAAAAGAAGGUAAGGUUCUCGGAUGAGGUCAAUGUUGCAGUAACCCAAACUAGAGAUCAAGUGCCGCUGGAGCCUCCCCAAUUAAAUUUUCCAAAGGAUAAGGGCAAGAAUUCCAAUGAAGCUUCUUCUCUAGUGGAACAGGAUCAGGCAACAAAAACAGACAAUAAUGCAGAUGGAGGGCAUUGGUUCAAGAGAUUUGUGACUCCUUGGAGGGAAAGACUACAAAAAGCUCAGGAGCGGGGCACCCUGGUCUUAUUAGACAAUCUGGACCCUACUUAUUCAUCAUGUGAAGUAGAGCUCAAAUUUCCUGACGUUGCUCAGGAGAUAGUCCGUUCUGCGUUCAAUGAAAGAGUUGAAGCGAAGAUGGUAACACAAACUCCUUUUUCUUGUCCGCUAUAUGGUAAAGCUUUUGUGAUAUUCAAGUCGAAGUAUGCAGCCACUGCUGUGAUAAACAAGUUAAAUAGGAGCUGCCUUAUGUUAACAGAUCAAAGACCUGUUCUUGGUUGCGUCGGAUCUCUGAGGAAGUCUGAUGAUUCAAAACUAUUCAUUGGCCACUACAAAAUCAAGCCAAAAAGGCUAACAGAAGAUGCGAGGAGCGCGGUGGCGACCUCACAUUGCUCCCAGGAAAACACGAUCGAGUACAGUAUGGGCAUGGAGUGGCGUACCCUGCAGGAGAAAACGGAGAGAUGGUGGAAGCAACUACAUGAGGUAAUAAACAAGCGAAGGAGAUGAUGGAACUCAAGAAGCAGCUGCGGAUCCAAACCUGAUAGUUGUAUGGAACAUCAGUCCCAUAACCAGGCGAAAGAGUUCUUUAAGAUUCUAGUGUUUUAUUUAUUUUUUUGGGGGGUUAAUACUCUUUAAGAUUCUAGUUUUGGUGUCCUGGAUAGGUUGUCCCUUUAGGUUUCGCCUUAUAGAUUUUUGUAGGCAUAUAACAUACAUGGGUGCUCCACACAGGAAGUUAGCGGGUCACCCUUUACCGAGGAAGAAAGCUAAUACCUUCUUUCUCGAAUGGAAACGAUUUGGAUUAGAUUUCACUGUAUAUAGAAAGCAAGCGAUUCGGAUUCGAUUUCACUGUAUGUUUGAAAGAUUUCGCAUAUGUUGUGCUGGGUUCAGAUAUCAUGUCAAUCUUAGUUUUUGCUGUUUUAUGUGGAAGGAUAUAACUUAAAGAGAUCAACCCUUGGCUUCAAAUAAGCCUUUUCUUUGA
Molecule: messenger RNA, 2203 nt
Organism: Punica granatum (pomegranate)
Lineage: Eukaryota; Viridiplantae; Streptophyta; Magnoliopsida; Myrtales; Lythraceae
Source: RefSeq, a predicted model, not a curated record